AUGAAGCAAUCCGCCGCUAUCUUGGCCGCCACCCUCGUGGCCUUUGUCGCCGCUGAGGUCCCCCAGGAGCUGUCUCACGGCAUGUUCUUGACCAACACCCAGACCGCCCUGCAGCUCAACAACCGCUUCAACAUUGUUGACCCUGUCUUCGGUCUUCUCGGUGCCGCCGCUGCCGCCAAUGGCGCCGGUGACGUGACCGACUUGGACUGCCUCCAGCAGAUCAUUGCCGAUGAGGCCUUCACCAACGCUCUCACCAUUGAGGAUGAGAACCAGCGAAUCAACAGCCUCGCCAACGCCCUCAUCUACCGCACCCUUGAGAAGAACACCGGCAGCGUCGGUCUUGCCAGCGUCAACUGCGGUCAGGUUGCCAACAACCCCGAGAUUGCUGCCCUUUCUCAGCACCAGGAUCCCGCCUCCGACGGUGCUCAGCAGCUCAACAAGGACAUCGCCCUCAGCCUCGCUGUCCAGCUUGCGAGCGUUGGUGCCGACCCCACCCUUGCUCUCCUCUCCGGCACCUUCGUGCCUGGUGAUGUCAACGACAACACCGGCGCUGGCAACACCUGCGAUACUGCCCUUGACGAGGAUCCCGUCGGCUGCAUCUUCACCUUGAACCGCAUCGUUGCUGAUGCCACCAUUGAUGAGAUCAACCAGGCUGUCAGCGAUGCCAUGGGUGCCGAUGCUCCUCAGGCUAACGCCGCCAUGGCUAGCAACCUUAGCACCUUGGCCGCCGGGAUGGCCUCUGGGCAAAUCUCUGCCGUCGCUUCUGACAACGGCAACGCCCAGGCUUCCGCCUCUGCCUCCGCCUCCGGAAACCUCCAGGCUUUCAGCGGUAACCUCGGUGGCGCCGCCCCGCCAUUGAGGACACCGAACCUGAGCGCCGCCAUCCAGCGCUCUUGCGCCGUCCAGAACAACGCUUGCGCCAACGCUGCCAACUCUGGCCAGAUUGACGCUAACGUCGGUGACUGCAACGCUCAGGAGAACGAGUGCCGUGCCUCCGCCAACCUCAAGAUGAAGCGCGUUGUCAAGGCCCGCCAAAACGGUGCUCUUGACUUCGGCUCUUGCUCCGACCCCACCAUCCAGUUCGCUGAUGGCCUUGACGGUCGCCGCGAGGCCUCCUUCGCCCCCAACAACAAGGGUGACUUCAGCCAGGGCUCCGCUCUCAACAUCAACAUCAUCUCCAGCUUCAUCUGCGGAAGGCUCCAAGACUCCUGCAAGGCUGAUGAGUCGACCGUUGCCGCUUGCGAGACUGGUAGGGCCGCCGCUCAGGGCCAGCAGGGCCAGGCUGCCGCUGAUGCUUUCAACGCCGCUCUUGGUCUUUAA
Messenger RNA from Parascedosporium putredinis, 1320 nucleotides. The record is from the annotation of a GenBank genome assembly. Lineage: Eukaryota; Fungi; Ascomycota; Sordariomycetes; Microascales; Microascaceae.